Messenger RNA from Malurus melanocephalus (red-backed fairy wren), 4497 nucleotides. RefSeq names its product DNA polymerase gamma, catalytic subunit (gene POLG). Gene Ontology annotation, biological process: mitochondrial DNA replication. The record is from RefSeq and is a predicted model, not a curated record. NCBI's taxonomy places the organism in Eukaryota, Metazoa, Chordata, Aves, Passeriformes, Maluridae. Gene Ontology annotation, cellular component: gamma DNA polymerase complex; mitochondrion. Bases 122 to 3745 code for a protein of 1207 amino acids. The transcript is spliced from 23 exons. Gene Ontology annotation, molecular function: DNA binding; 3'-5' exonuclease activity; DNA-directed DNA polymerase activity.
GGGCCGGAAGCUCCCGCGAGCGGCCCCGUUUGGAUGUGCCCGCCGCUCCAGGGCCCGGCGGACCGCGCAGGGAGCAGCUCCAGGUGCCCGUGCCGGCGCGCAUCCUGCAGCAGGGAGCACGAUGAGACGCGUGUCCUGGAUGCGCUCGGUGCGGGGCUGCAGCCCCCAGCCCCGGCGCUGCCCCUCCUCCAGCUCCUCGGCCAGCCGCCCGCAGCCGCAGGAGCCCAGCCAGGAGCCRGCCACGAACCAGCGGCGCAUGAACCCCCUCAACAUCCAGAUGCUCUCCAGGAGCCUCCACGAGCAGAUCUUCCGGGGCGCCCGGGUGCGCUACUCGGCGGAGGAGGUCCGGCGCAGCGUGGAGCACCUGCGGCGCCACGACCUGUGGGGCAAGGAGACCUCCACRCUGCCCGACGUGGAGCUGCAGCUGCCCCGCAUGUACGGCGACAACAUCGACGAGCACUUUCGCCUGCUGGCCCAGAAGCAGAGCUUGCCCUACCUGGAGGCUGCCAACGAGCUGCUGCGCUGCCAGCUGCCCCCGCUGCCCGAGCAGUGGGCGUGGAGGCUGGGCUGGACCCGCUACGGCCCCGACGGGCGAGCGGAGCCCGUGGAGUUCCCCGAGGAGCGGGCGCUGGUGUUCGACGUGGAGGUGUGCGUGGCUGAUGGCCACUGCCCCACGCUGGCCGUGGCGGUCUCGCCGCACGCCUGGUACUCGUGGUGCAGCAGGCGGCUGCUGGAGCAGCGUUACUCCUGGUCCAGCCACCUGACCCUGGCUGAUCUCAUUCCCAUGGAGAGCCCAGCGGGUGCCAGCUGUGCUGGCAAACAGGACUGGAAGGAGAGAGUGGUGGUGGGACACAACGUGGCCUUCGACCGGGCUUUCAUCAAGGAGCAGUACCUUAUCCAGGGCUCCCAGAUGCGUUUCCUGGACACCAUGAGCAUGCACAUGGCCAUCUCGGGGCUGACGGGCUUCCAGCGCAGCCUGUGGAUGGCUGCCAAGCACGGCAAGAGGAAAGGGCUGCAGCAGGUCAAGGAGCACCUGAGGAAAACGCGCRGCAAGACAGAGGGGCCGGCGAUGACCUCGUGGGACUGGGUGCACGUCAGCAGCAUCAACAACCUGGCCGAYGUGCACGCGCUCUACGUCGGGGGAGAGCCGCUGGAGAAGGAGGCGCGGGAUGUCUUUGUCAAGGGCACCAUGGCUGACAUCAGGAGCCACUUUCAGGACCUGAUGUCGUACUGUGCCCGUGAUGUCCAGGCCACYCACGAGGUGUUUCAAGAGCAGCUGCCGCUGUUCAUGGAGAGGUGCCCCCACCCUGUGACGCUGGCAGGGAUGCUGGAGAUGGGAGUGUCCUACCUGCCGGUCAAUGGGAAUUGGAAGAGGUACCUGGAUGAUGCWCAGGGUAUUUAUGAGGAGCUGCAGAAGGAGAUGAAGAAGUCCCUGAUGAACCUGGCCAACGAUGCCUGCCAGCUGCUGCACGAGCACAGGUACAAGGACGACCCUUGGCUCUGGGAUCUCGAGUGGGACACGCAGGAGUUUAAGCAAAAGAAGAAUCCGGGGAAGAAGAAGAAAGGUCAGGAUGGGAACGGCCAGGUGUCCCCAGUUGGAGCAGUGGAUGUGGAGGAGUCAGCRCAGGAGUGGCAGGAGGACCCUGGUCCCCCCAGUGAGGAGGAGGAGCUCAGAGCCCCUGCGAGUCAGCUCUGUCUGGAGCGCCUGAAGGAGACGGUCGCGCUGCAACCCAAGAGACUCCAGCACCUGCCAGCCCACCCGAGCUGGUACCGCAAGCUGUGCCCACGGCUGGAGGAGGAGGGCUGGGUGCCUGGCCCCAGCCUCAUCAGCCUGCAGAUGAGGGUGACCCCAAAGCUGAUGCGCCUGGCCUGGGAUGGAUUCCCUCUCCAUUACUCUGAGAAACAUGGCUGGGGAUACCUGGUGCCAGGACGGCAGGACAAUUUGCCAGCAGCCCCUGGGGAUGCCGAUGGCCCCUCUUGCCCACACAGGGUGAUCGAGCACCUGUACAGGCAGCACUGCCUGGAGAAGGGCAAGGAGCAGCCCCCAGGGCUGGAGGCGGCUGUAGAGGAUGAGCUGCUGGUGAUGGACAGCAGCACCAUGUGGCACAAGGUGGAGGAGCUGAGCCGGAUUGAGGUGGAUCCAGAGGAGAAAAUGAGCAGAGCAGACCAGAGCCUGAUGCUGGAGGAGAUGGAAGAGCUGARCAGCAGGGCAGAGAUGAGGAGCCAGCCCUCAUACCACCAUGGCAAUGGUCCCUACAACGAUGUCAACAUCCCUGGCUGCUGGUUCUUCAAGCUGCCUCACAAGGAUGGGAACGACAACAACGUGGGAAGCCCUUUUGCCAAGGAUUUCCUGCCCCAGAUGGAGGAUGGCACCCUGCGGGCUGCUGUGGGCCGCACCCACGGGACCAGAGCCCUGGAGAUCAACAAAAUGAUCUCGUUUUGGAGGAACGCUCACAAGCGCAUCAGUUCCCAGAUGGUGGUGUGGCUGAAGAAAGGGGAGCUGCCUCGCGUGGUGACCAGGCACCCUGACUAUAACGAGGAGGACAUUUACGGGGCCAUCCUGCCGCAGGUGGUGACSGCGGGCACUGUCACCCGCCGGGCGGUGGAGCCCACCUGGCUGACRGCCAGCAACGCCCGGGCCGACAGGGUGGGCAGUGAGCUGAAGGCCAUGGUGCAGGUGCCACCAGGCUACUCUCUGGUGGGAGCAGACGUGGAUUCUCAGGAGCUCUGGAUCGCCGCCGUGCUGGGCGAGGCRCAGUUCGCCGGCAUGCACGGCUGCACCGCCUUCGGCUGGAUGACUCUGCAGGGCAAGAAGAGCAACGCCACGGACCUGCACAGCAAGACAGCCGCYACCGUGGGCAUCAGCCGCGAGCACGCCAAGAUUUUCAACUAUGGGCGCAUUUACGGGGCGGGGCAGCCCUUUGCUGAGCGGCUCCUGAUGCAGUUCAACCACCGGCUGACGCAGCAGCAGGCACGAGAGAAGGCCCAGCAGAUGUACGCCGUCACCAAGGGCAUCCGCAGGUUUCAUCUCUCCGAGGAGGGGGAAUGGCUGGUGACGCAGCUGGGGCUGGCUGUGGACAGGGCGGAGGAUGGAUCGGUGUCRGCUCAGGAUGUCCAGCGGCUCCAGAGAGAAGCUGUGAAAAAGUCCCGGAAGGGGAAGAAGUGGAAUCUGGUGGAGCACCGAGUGUGGGCUGGAGGCACUGAAUCUGAGAUGUUCAACAAGCUGGAAAGCAUCGCCUUAUCCCCCUCCCCACAGACCCCAGUGCUGGGCUGUCACAUCAGCAGGGCCCUGGAACCCGCCAUGGUCAAGGGGGAGUUUGUGACCAGCAGAGUGAACUGGGUGGUGCAGAGCUCAGCUGUGGACUACCUGCACCUCAUGCUGGUUGCCAUGAAGUGGCUCUUUGAGGAGUUUGACAUCAACGGGCGCUUCUGCAUCAGCAUCCACGACGAGGURCGCUACCUGGUCCAGCAGCAGGACCGCUACCGGGCAGCCCUGGCCCUGCAGAUCACCAACCUGCUCACAAGGUGCAUGUUUGCCUACAAACUGGGCCUCCAGGAUCUGCCACAGUCAGUGGCUUUCUUCAGUGCAGUGGACAUUGACCAGUGUUUGAGGAAAGAGGUGACCAUGAACUGUGUGACACCGUCAAACCCCACGGGGAUGGAGAAAUAUGGCAUCCCUCAAGGGGAAGCUCUGGAUAUCUAUCAGAUAAUUGAAAUAACCAAAGGUUCGCUGGAGAAGAAAUGACGACACCAGAGUGCCAGGACAACUGUCCAGACCGUGUAACAAAGCCUCAGUGUCCUUUCAGAAGCAGAUCUUUUGGCAAGGACUGAUCCCAGUCACUCCCUUUCCCUUCUGCUGUAAGAAGGGAUGCUCCUGGGGAAGAUGUUUCUAGCAGCACAUUCGAAGAGCAGAGGCACUUGUGAUGGCAGCAGCCAGCUGCAAAACCUGAGACAGGAGCCARAAUUGCUCCUGUGGACACAAAGGAAGAAGUCCAAAGUAUUUGGCAAGAGAAGCAAUAAACCAUCAUCUCCAUAUCUGCAGCCUCUGAGACCAAGGCGAGUCCACUGUGGAACAGGCUCUGUGAGGAGGCAGCAGCAGCACCCCUGGUUUAUUUUUUUCUCUGUCUCUUCUUUUUGGGUUCCUGGUUCUCAUCCCUCUGCUCCGCUGUGCUGCUCUGGAGAGGGCAGGGAGAGARCAGCAGUGCAGUGUGAUUGUUUUUGUGUGAGUAGGCUAAGGAAUGCUUACCUAGAGCAAGAUGCAGGUGUGCAGAACGGGGGUUUAGGUCGUUUUUCCUCCCUAACAAAAUGACCUGAAUAUGGGACUCCUGUCAGCCACUGAGACUUUCCCCUUGGACUACCCCUUCCCCAAUUCAUGCUGGAAUUUAUACCACAGGCUACCAGUGGCACAGAACAGGGACUCUGUCCUGGGUUUUUUUAGGCUUGUUGAAGCACUCAGGAAAAUAUGGACAGAAGCACCAAUAAAAACCUGGACAAUCA